Molecule: messenger RNA, 5214 nt
Organism: Phytophthora infestans T30-4
Lineage: Eukaryota; Oomycota; Peronosporomycetes; Peronosporales; Peronosporaceae
Exons: 6
Coding region: 1-5214 (1737 amino acids)
Source: RefSeq, a predicted model, not a curated record
AUGAGGAAGCUGCGUAUCUUGUCGUCGGUGGAGGCGGCAAUAUGUUGGCUCAUUCUCAUUUCCGCGCUGUUCUCUUUCUAUGAAGCCGAUCUCCUGUGUCUUGCGGCUAAAACGCGGCUCUCAUCGCCCCCCACGACGUUCCGGAUCGACAACAAAACUAAGAUCAAAGACAUCUUCAAGUGCUCUGGUAUCCACUUCAUCGGCUCCUUCAACGAGUAUUACGUGGCCUGCGAACUGAAGGUGCCUGCCCAAGAGAAUAUCACACUACUUGAGGUUGUGAACGUGAAGCUGGAUGUCUCGACACUGUCACCCCUUCCAGGUGUCCAUGUAGAACUGACAUUUCAACUAAAUACGAGUCUAGCCACAGUGUCUAUGCGCAACAGCCAGCUACAGGCCAGCGCUGUAGAGAUCCACGCGGCCAACGUAUUAAUGGACGAGCACUCGACUGUGAACGUGUCGGCUCACGGACUCAAGUUCGGGCCGGGAUACAACUCGUGGACGUCCAUGGGAGGCAGCUACGGCGGCAUCGGUGGCGCAUCUCUCACGCCAACUCAUCGAAAAUGUGAAGACAUGCCACCUAAUGAUUUCUUUCGAGUGGUGGGCGAUGUAUCGGCGGAUUCUGCUAAUUUCCGAGGCUAUGGUAGUGGCGGAGGCAAUGAUGAGAGCCGCGGAGGCGGAAGAAUCCGAUUAAUCGCCCAGGAGAACGUGGACAUCAACGGCUCACUGCUGGCUAACGGAGGUGAUGCCUGCACUGACUGCUACGAUAGUGCUGGUGCAGGAGGCAGCAUCAUUGUUGCCGCUAAGGAACGCAUUCAUGGCAAUGCGACGGUGCAGGCCAAUGGCGGUGAGCCUAGUAACUUUAAUGAUCAUGAAUUUACUGGUGGGGGAGGAGGCGGUGGAGGCGGCGGUGGGCGGAUUGUGCUUGAUUCAAUGAACGCAGAAGAGUUAGGACCCGCUCGUGUCGAAGCGUAUGGUGGAGGCUUGAGCUCAGACAACAACGCAGCGAUUGGAUGGUGUCAAUUGGGAGGUGACGGCACGAUAUUAAAGCUGCAACAUUCGACGAAGGAUGAUGGUGCUCUUGAUGGCAGUGAGGAAAGUGAGCGCGUGCUUUACAACAGCAAGACUCUUGUGAGUACUUUGCUUGUGAAGGGGGGUCGAUUGGCACAUUUGGGACCAGUGAAGCGAAUUCAGAUCUACGGAUGCACACCGAUAUUCGAGGAGACGUCCAGGGGUGCGCGAUUCUUACCAGAAUCUCUUGUGCAUGUAUUCGUUAGAGGUGGAGCUACAGUAUGUGCGUCAGUCAUCCAGCUGAAGGAUAGCGUCGGAGGCAUUGAAAGCUCAAUUGUGCUCGACUCUGGAUCGGAACUCAAUGUUCUUGGCCGCGAACGCAAGAUUCUACUAUCAGCGUCACAACUCACACUGCAGGGUUAUGUAGGACCUUCUUCGCCCCAGGAACACGACUUGUUUGACUUGACGCUUAUUGGGGCGGACGUGUCCUUCUCGAAUGCAUUAACAAUGGUUCAUGAACUUGAGGUCGAUGCUCACGGUGCGCUAUCCCUUGACAAGUUUUCAGAACUCAAGUUUCAAGCGCAAGUGAGUAUCCAAACAGAGGCAUCGACCAAGAUAGAAGGUUUUCUCCAGCCUUUGGGCAAACCCUUGGAUUCUGUUGAUAGACCGGACGGUAUUCCCUUGAUAAGCGUGACAAGCAAGAAAGACGUCGAGCUUCGCCCGCAAACAGUGGAGAUGGGUCAAGUUGAAUUGCGAGUCAAGGCCAGCGGUACAUGCUUCCUCGACAUGCCAUUCGAUACCCCCUUUCUGAGGCUAUCGAUUUCCGCAGCAAAUGUGUCCAUCUCCAACGUGAACAGUGGUCCAGUGCUGGAAUGCAACGAGAUCGAGCUCCAAGCCGACGCGUCUGCUUGCAAAAGUUUGCAAGACUCAACGCAUGACGACCAAUCAUAUUCGAUCAGCGUGUUUGCGUCGGAGGUAGCUACGCUUGGGAAUAUCUCUGCUGGGUCUAUGAUUCUGUGCAGUGACCACAAUAUGACUGUCGAAGGUGCGAUUUCCAGCUCGUGGCUUGGGUGUGGCUCUGGAAUAGGUCCUGGCAAGAGCGAAGUCUCGGGUGAAGCUAGCGGCGGCGCUGGCCAUGGUGGAAGAGGAGGAAACGUUUUACCGGGAAGCACAGGUGGUGGCGCAGCCUACGAUAUAUCAAAGGAGCUUGUCAUGCAGCAAGCAGCUAGUUGGAUCGAACCGAUGUCUGUCGAAAAGGGGUGGCCGAUCUGGCCUGGCAGUGGCGCUGCAAGUGGCGACACCCCGAAUAAAGUCAGUGGUGGUAGUGGGGGUGGGAUUAUCUACAUUGGUUCAAAGAAGCUAAACGUGACCAAAUCGGCGUCAAUCUUAGCACGUGGAGGAGCUGGUUCCAUGGGCGGUGGUGGUGGAUCCGGCGGAUCACUGACUCUGUUCAUUGCAAAUAUUGCAGGCGGGGGUACCAUUGAUUUAGCAGGAGGUGCAGCAUCGACACCGGCAUUAAUCUUCACCGAUGUCGAAGUGGCAAACCGAACACCAAUCUGGGAUCCAAAUUUGCAUCCUGGGGAGGUUAAAGACGACGCUGGGAAGCUAGGAGGUGGUGGGGGAGGAGGGAUCGUUCGUAUCACGUACGUGGAUUCAGCAGACAAGGCAAUCGCUGGCAACGGAGAGGAGUUUAUCAAGGAUGGAGGGCGUAUUUCAGUGGAUGGAGGUGAGAGCACGGGAGGUGAAAAUGGUGGCACAGGUGUCAUGGUCGGUGCCAAUUGUCAUCCAGGGCGGGGUGGCGUUUUCUGCUUGCCAUGUCCGGAAGGAAGUCACAGUCCCGGACGAUUCUCUAAGUGUUCGCCAUGCGAGCCAGGCACCUGUUCAGGCAACAGUGGCGCUGAAAAAUGUGAUGCGUGUCCCGUUGGCCAUUUCAAUCCGGAUUUCGGGAAGAAAGAGUGUCAGUCAUGUCCAUUGGGGUCUUUUGGUGCCAAAGUGGGAUUAAAGAAAUGCAAAUUGUGCCCACCAGGUUCAUUUGCAGGAGUGACAGGGAGCAGUACUUGCUCCGCUUGUCCUAUUGGUAGCAUCACGACCUCGUCUGGCAACAGAAACUGCACGUUAUGUGGAAUUGGAGAGACCACAAUAAAAGAUGGCGCGAUUGCAUGUGCUACCUGCAAGAACAAGCCCGUUCACUCAGCGUUUAACAUGCGCGGCAGUUGCUCAUACGCCUGCUUCAAGGGCCGCAAUGGCCUGGACUGCUUGACACCGUUCGAACGUUUGGUAAAGCCAAUCGGUGGACCGAUAGGUUUUGUCAUUCUUGUGUUUGCCGUCACUGGUCUAAUCUUCGGUGCCUGGGGAUUUUUCUCGUAUCGAAGCUCCAAGUCCGAGCUGCAUCGCUAUGCGCAGUAUAAGGCCCAGAGACUUCGUGAUGAGCUAUCGUUGGAGACGUUGACACGCACGUUAACUGCUCGUCUAACUGAUCAAGAUCUGAACGCUCAUGUUGCUCGUCUGUAUCUCGCGGGAGACAAUCACCUCAAGAAUGCGUGGCGACUAAAUCCGUACUUCUUGCCUGCGAGCCUACGUGACAUCGUUGAAGAAGGCACCUACGCAACUUUUGCCUCGACGUGCAACAAGAUGGUGGAGUGGGACCCUACAAGUUGGGAAGCGUGGCUGUAUCGAUUCUUACUGGUCACUAUUCCCCCUAUUAGUACGUUCUUCAUGCGUCGGCGUCAACUGCAUCGCGUUGUGAAGCUCUCCAAGUACAUUGGUCGGUAUGGGGGUCGUUUCUUUCGCGAUGUGAACUUCCGAGUACAUGGCACGCAGCUGAAAGUUGGAUUCAGUCCAGAUUUCUCACUCGGUUAUUUCGACGUCCUGAUUUCGCAGUCAAGUUCUGCUACAUCCGUGAAUUUGGUUGCCAUGCAAGCUGUCAGUCUUGAAGAUCUGGUGCUUGUGGUCGGUGGUAGCGGAUCAUUCUUUAGACCAUAUCACCUCGACACGAAUGAUAUUAUUGUGCGCGCCAUCCCUUCCCGACUGGAACUACUGGAGCAUAACUUCUGGAUCGACUUCGUGGCAGAUAUAAAUCAAAUGUGCGCUGUUGAAGCAGCUCGCGUUGUUAUCGCAUUCGUUGAAGCGUUUAACGAGACACACGUAAAAGAUGGUUUUGCCGUGGCGUUCGGGACAUUUUCGGUUGGUGGAGCGAUUGCUGCCGAUGCAAACGAUAGCUGCUUCGAGCCUUUCACGCUGGAGAACAUCGACACAACCAUCGCAUUGUACCCGCAGGAACCGUUUAAGUUGGCGUUUCGUGUUUCCAGAUUGAAUUCCAAAGAAGUUUCACAUUCAAGGAGAGAGUCGCUGGACAGUGGAUCCGAUUUCCCUGAAUUGCCCUCCGAAGAGAGCGACAAAGUGAGGGCCGAGACAGACCCUCGAUCUGCGAAUUUCCGCUACUCGCAGAUUCGAAUGGAAGCUCUUUUCGCGCAGCCUGAGCGUCGCUUGCUUGGUAAUUACGCUGAUAAUUCUAGCGACAAUAGCGACAGUCUGACACCACUCAAGAAGCCUCGUAUUGGUGGAGCACGUGCGAGAGCAUUCGUGGAGUUUCUGUGUACAAAUGACACAGCGAAGCGAUGGCUCGCGACUCUGUGGCAACCAGUGUAUCCUCUUUUCCGGCUGCGCAACUUAUCGCGUCCUAAGCUUCCUGCUCGCUGGUUACUCUCCGUGCUGAUGGUGUUGCUUCUUAUCGCAGACAUGGGUGUGGUCUUCUGGAUCAUGGUGGAGUAUUAUUGUGUUCAAAUUCGUGACCCCACAGCCCAAGAUCCAGGUUGCUCUCGGGUACGUGCUAUCGCGGCAACACCACUUUGGUCAGUUCUAGGCGUCUUGCCUGCCGCUAUCGUCGGCUCACCGAUGCUUGGACUCAUAUUCGUCACGAAAAAGAGCAUUUUCUACGGAAAGCUCUUCGCAGUGUGGAAUGUCAGCUCUAUCGUGAACCAGAUGGUAGCUUUCAUCUGCGGUCUUGCAUUUCUGGCAUACAUUCACGACGAAAUCCUUCUGGUAGCGGUCGGAGGCGUGCUUAUCAAGUUUUUCGAGAAGGAAGUGGCAUUGCGGUGCAUCGCGCAGUACGCGAGCGAACGGCCUUUCCGAGGAUGGAGAGGCCUACAUACCACACGGGACUGGUAUGAUGCUGCUUACACACCCUUAGUGCAUCACGAGAACUAA